UCUGACGGGCUGGUGCCUGGAGCUGGAACUGGCAGCGGUUGGGAAUGCUGCUGGUCGGUAAGACAGGGGCCAUCGUGGCCGGGGUCUUUGGAGCAGCCUUCAUCGGUUAUUGUAUAUAUUUUGACAGGAAAAGAAGAAGCGCCCCAGAUUUCCGAGCAAAGUUGCGCGAAAGAAGAAGAAAACAGAAGAAACAGGAUAAAGAAAAUGAUUCUAUUGGAAAGUUACCUGAUCUGAAAGAUGUUGAAGCUGUACAGAAGUUUUUUCUCGAAGAGGUCCAGUUGGGAGAAGAAUUGCUGGCAAGAGGUGACUAUGAGAAAGGAGUUGAUCAUUUAAGUAAUGCUGUAUCGGUCUGUGGUCAGCCACAACAGCUAUUACAAGUUCUUCAGCAGACACUACCACACCCAGUGUUUCAAAUGCUCAUCCAAAGAUUACCUGCUGUAAGACAGCGUUUUCUUGCAGGUAUGACUGCACAGAAUUUGGUAGAAGAUGACGUUGAAUAAAAACUUUACACAUCUUCAGCUCCAACAAAGUUUAUUCCAUCAUUGUGAACUUUAAAUGCUGUGAUUACUGUAGACUUAAGUUUACAAACAAUUGAAAAGGUGUACCAUUCACUUUCAAAAUAAACGAGAAGUGUUGGUCCAUUAGACAUAAUGAAUUCCUGUUUCCAUCCACCUCUUCUUGAUUCCAAGAAUGUUCAUUUUAGUUGUAUCUUAAUAGGCACCAGUGUUUUGGACAUGAAAAAUGUGGCCAUUUGUCCACCAGUGCAGCAAUGUUUUAUGAUUCAUUUGUGCCCUGCCAUUCAGUUGGUCCACUUUUAUAUUCUAGGUUGGCUAAUCAGUCCUGCUUUAGCUGCUAAAGCUUCAUUUUGUUGAAUAUGAUAUUCCUGAAAGCGCAUUGAUAUUCUUUGGGUCAUCUUCAGAUAUUUCUGCAGACAAUGUUCUGAACAGGUCACCUGCAUUGAAAAUAAAAACUUAUACCAAAAGGUAUUGCAAACAAACCUAGUAAAGCUCAAAGUUAAGUUUCUUGUAGUUCACACUUAAUAGAUCAUAAAAGCUAACAUAAAAUUUAAUUUUGACAUUCCCCCUCGCCUAGACAAUUUGUAUGUGCAUGCCAUUAGACAGCCAUUUGCAGAACAAUGCUGCACAUAUUUGAACAUGUCCAGCUGGACAUUUCAGAUCAGGAAAUUUAAUGCACUGUUAUGCAGAUACUUGUUCACAAAUGCAGGUUUGGAUGAUGAAAAACAGAAAUUUCUCCUAAUAGCCUUAAGUCUCUUGUUAUUAUUCCCUAAAAGAGACAAGGAAUUUCCAAGUUUAGCCAACCCAUUUUAUCUUUUGCAUUAGUUACAGGAGUGGUCCCAAAGGAAAGUACUUCUGCUUUUCCAAAUCCUUGUGUAGAUCAUAAGGUGUUUGGUAUUUGUUUGGUGCUUUUCCUCACAACAGUAUUCCACAUUUGGAAACUAAGUGGCUGCAGUGGAAAGUCAAAUCAAUUGUAAUUAAAUACAGAAGACAUUUAUAGAUUUAAAAUUUAGCUAUGAGUCAUGAAGGUAAGGUUUGACCAAAUAAAUCUCAGUAUCUGGAUAUUUGAAAUGGCAUACUUUAUAUUUUGCAGCAGUUGGAUAUGUUAUAACUAUCAGCAAAAUAAUAAAAUUUAUAGAAAUUUGAACAUUUCCUUUUUACAAAAAAUCCUUUUCAUGAGUACACUUAACUUAGAUAUUUAGACUUGUAUUCUAGAUAGAAUUUCACAUUCGUAGUGGACUCCGAUUAUUUUACUACUGCCCUGUAAUACCAGAUCACAUUGCAUAAUGAGAUGAAUGACUUGGAAAUGUUGGAAGAAAAUUUUCGCGAAUAUACAAGAAACAUUUCCUCCUUGAAUAGUACAAAUAAACCUAUUAAUAGCCACUUGAUUUUCUACGGUAUUGAUCCAUUAAACUUUCUAGUUUGCAUUUUCUUUCUGCUUGAAGGUUUCCAGUAAGGGAAAAAAAACUCAUUUCUUUGAAAGAGCAAUGAAUUUUGGUUUAUGGUGAACAGAAAGUGUCAUUUCAGCACUGAAUAUAAAAACAUCAGAGGGAGAAAAAUCAUUAAGGGUUUGCUAAGAAUCUAUUCUCCAGUGGUACAGUGAACUCCUGCCUUAUGCAUGUUCAGUUACCCACAAAAGUGUAUAAUAUUUGCUUAUCUAAGUUUUCCAAGAGAAAUUAAAAAAACUUAAGUCAAAAACUAAGGCAGCUCCUAAAUGAAUGUAGAACAAAAAUAUAGAAGGUGACCAUGACUUAUUUCAUAGAUGAGAGUGCAAGCUGUACAUGUUUCAUCAGCUCUGUUACCUGUUGGGCAUUUUGAACAUUGCUGGAGAUCUUUCUAAAAAGGCAAAGUAUGACAUUAUAUUUUAAUUAUUUUUUCCCCCAGAAACACAUUUACAUUUGUUGAAAACAUUGGUCAUAUUGUUAUGACGUUCUGCACAUCAAUUUUUGGAUGGUUGGAACCUGUCUAAAUUUACGCCCAUUAUAAAAUAUUGGUCAGUUGCAAGAUUUCCAAGAACAUAAUCCCAAGAACGGUGGGACUUUAUUCAGAAGUGUUCAGAAAGAAGCAUUCCUCCUGACUAGCAUGUGACGUUUGCAUUGAGUACAAUACCAUAAUUUGACAUACAGCAACUUUAUACAUCAUAGUCAGAUUGUUGAAGCAUUAAGGCUUUCAAAAUGACAAGGCAUUUCAAUUGAUUUACCCGAAAUGAAUGAGUUUAAAAAUUAAUGGCCAUGCUUCAAAGUCUGAAAUGGAGACUAUUAGAGAGCAUUCAUGUAUCAUUUAAAUUAUAACUAGGGUAUGAAUGUUCAAUUCUUUCACAAUAGUGGUUGAAUGAAUGUUACAUUGAGUAAUGAAUGUGUUGAUUUAAAAUCAGUACACAGAAAAUACAAAGUGUGGAAUAUACCUCUUCUGUUUUUACAUCCCUGGUUGUGAAGUCCUUCACACAGUCCAUAAAGCAGUGCUCAGUCAAUUUAUUGUAUGUACCCAGAAAUUCUUUAAACUGUGCAAGAGCAAGAAAAAACAAACAUGAUAUUGAAUUCUGUGACCUUAAAUAACAUGCUUACUAACUUAAUAUUAAAGUAACCUUAAAAGAAAUUUACCUGU
Messenger RNA from Hemiscyllium ocellatum (epaulette shark), 3119 nucleotides. RefSeq names its product mitochondrial import receptor subunit TOM20 homolog. The transcript is spliced from 5 exons. Gene Ontology annotation, biological process: protein import into mitochondrial matrix; tRNA import into mitochondrion; protein targeting. Gene Ontology annotation, molecular function: transmembrane protein transporter activity. NCBI's taxonomy places the organism in Eukaryota, Metazoa, Chordata, Chondrichthyes, Orectolobiformes, Hemiscylliidae. Bases 45 to 500 code for a protein of 151 amino acids. The record is from RefSeq and is a predicted model, not a curated record. Gene Ontology annotation, cellular component: mitochondrial outer membrane; mitochondrial outer membrane translocase complex.